GAAAAGGCAAAUGCCCUUGGGAAAGCUGAGCGACUCUUACAACAAUUUUAUUCUUCAUCCGCAUCUGGAGCGACUUCCUCAAAGUCAGCUACUUCUUAUCUCCUGUGCCUAUCCAUACGCAUCUAAUCCCGAGCUAUUGCUGCGUUAUUAUUGCUGCGUUAUCAUUGCAAAUUCGUGAUAUCUCAGGCCGCCGAAUGAGCUUCGCCUUAGAUGCAUUGAACUUAUCAAUUGUGCUUUGUGUUCUCGGAAACGUCUAUAGUAACAGGGUGGACAGCCAACAUGUUUUCAUCUGCGCUCAAAUCAUUGAGCUCUAAUAUAUCCUCAAACUAUCAAGUCUCCCCCCACCCAACCUUGAUUUCAGGCCCAUGGAAGAUACACGACGGAAAGAAAAAAUCUACAGGCACUUCGGCUUCCAUCUUCAUCUUUGAUAAGAAGGCUCUAGAGCCCCGCUCAACCGGGCUGGGAAGUCGUUCCAGUGUCUCCAUUAAGAAGUUGCAGGAAGAUGUGGUUGAGCGACUGAAGCGCGAAGCAGGCACUCUCGCACGACUUCGACAUCCUUCUGUUCUUCAGGUUCUAGAGCCUGUGGAGGAAACGCGUGGUGGUGGGCUCAUGUUUGCUACUGAACAGGUUACUGCCUCUCUCGCUGGACUUUUGCAGGCCAAGGAUGCUCAAGAGAGUUCUCCUGGGCCCACCUCUAUCCACCGUCUUGGAGGGUCUACUCGCUACAUGGUAGAGGAGCCCGAUGGAACAAGAAGGCGACGAGAUUUUGAUCUUGACGAGUUAGAGAUACAAAAAGGACUCUUGCAGGUGGCAAAGGGUCUCGAAUUCCUUCACGAGUCGGCCGGGCUUGUUCACGGAAAUCUUAACCCCGAAGCCAUUUUCAUCAAUUCCAAGUCAGACUGGAAGAUCUCUGGGCUCGGAUUCGCUGGCCCUCCAAGUACGUCGGCUUCACGAUCGACGCUUCCACCGCUUGCCUUGUCCGAAGUACUCCAUCAAGACCCCCGCCUCCCGGCAUCAGUCCAGUUGAACAUGGACUAUACCUCUCCGGACUUUGUGUUAGAUGCAAAUGUCACAUUCGCUGCUGACCUGUUCUCACUUGGUCUGAUGAUUGUGGCUCUCUACAACUCACCCCAUGUAUCUCCACUACAGACACAUUCAAAUGUGAGCACAUACAAGAAGCUUCUUAGCUCUUCGUUUACUACUCCAUCCCAAGGCAACAACUUUUUGUCCUCGGGGACAAUUCCUAAGGAUAUCCUUGCUCAUGUACUACCGAGGUUGAUAACCAGAAGGCCCGCUCAACGACUGAAUGCUCGAGAAUUCCAGCAGUCUCAAUACUUCGACAAUAUCUUGGUUUCUACGAUUCGUUUUCUGGAGUCUCUGCCAGCAAAGAACGCGAAGGAGAAAUCACAGUUCAUGCGCGGAUUGCAACGAGUGCUACCCGAAUUUCCAGUGUCUGUGCUGGAAAGAAAAGUAUUGGGAGCUUUGUUAGACGAGAUGAAGGAUCGUGAACUUCUACCUCUAAUCUUAGGCAACAUCUUUGCUAUUUUACAACGCAUCACAAAUGCUCGGCGCAUAUUUCCCGAUAAAGUAAUUCCCCAGCUCAAACAGACAUUUUCAGUAGGUAAAGGGGCCCAGCAUGAGCGUGACUCUAAGAAGGAUGCAGGGAUGAUGGUGGUUCUCGAUAAUAUGAGCAUCGUGGCUAAGAACUGUUCAGGCAAGGAGUUCAAGGAAGAUAUCUUGCCCCUAAUCCGUUUGGGACUUGAUUCACCGACGCACUCGUUGGUAGAUGGUGCUAUAAAAUGCCUUCCAGUCAUCCUACCUGUUUUAGAUUUCAGUACUGUUAAGCAUGAGGUCUUCCCGCCUAUCGCUGCCACAUUCAGUCGCACAAAUAGCCUUGCUAUCAAAGUGCGUUGCUUAGAGGCAUUCGCUGUUCUCUGUGGCGGCUCAGUACACUCUGAAGUGGCCUUGGGAGACGAUUUAACGGGUAUUGUUCAAAAGAGCGGUUCGCAGUCGAGCAAAUCAUCGAUCUUGGACAAAUACACAAUACAAGAGAAACUUGUUCCAUCACUGAAGGCCAUAAAAACAAAGGAACCAGCUGUCAUGAUGGCAGCACUGAAUGUGUUCCAACAGAUCGGGACAGUCGCAGACACUGAGUUCCUUGCCUUGGAAAUUCUUCCAAUUCUUUGGAGCUUUAGUCUCGGACCUCUCCUUGAUCUUCGACAGUUUAGCGGUUUCAUGACGCUGAUAAAGGAUCUUUCCUCAAGGAUUGAACGAGAACAAACAAAGAAACUUCAGGAGCUUGGUUCUACUGGCGAUAACAACAAAUUUCAGAAUGGUGAAUUGGGUUCUUCAAAAACCUCUGAUGGUUUGAAUCAGACUGGCGCGGAUGUACGAGACACAUUUGAGCGUCUGGUCCUGGGACGAAGUCUGGAGAGCCCUAAUGCUCAAGGUACUAAUCUCUGGAGCACUGACUCUGCAGAAUCUGCAGGCAAGCCAGCUCCCAUCCAGAGUGCUUCAUCGACAGGAGCUACCUGGUCGCUUAGCGUUUCUAGCCCCAAGGAAGGUAUGCCACCAACGCAGUCAAGUCUCAGCAUGCGUUCGGUCACACCUGAUUACAACCUGAGCUCUUUUCCUCCCUUGCAGCCUGUUGCUAGAACGAGCUCACCCUCAACCCCAGCAUAUUCUUCGCUGCAGCCUUCUUCUCCUGUUGCUCCUUCUUGGACGUCACCAAUCUCAUUAACUUUCCAACAACGUACUCAAAAGUCGAGGGCUUCUAGCAAUGAUUUUGGGUCCCUAUCCGGUCUCAAGGUAAAUAAAGGCACCUCUGGACAAGGAUUGCAGCCUGCUCCCAACUAUGCUGCAUACUCUAUUCCUCCUCCACCAGUCGGUCAUAGUCAGGUCGGUCGCUUUACGAACCUUAGCGGACCGAAGAAUCCCGUCCGAUCGCCUUUCAGUGAUCAUACUUCACCCACCUCUUUUACCAACAACAGUCCAAUAUCGCCGCCAGAGACGCAAAAACAGGGUCUCGACAAGUAUGAGAGUUUGCUGUGAACUUAAUGGCCUACGCUAUUGCAUAACUGUCACUCUUUCUCUCAAUAACUCAGCUACCACGGGCUUACCAUGAUUGAAAGUACUUCAUGGAGUGGCAACGAAAAGUGUGCCUUCGAAUCUUUCUGCACGUGAAGCAGUUAUUAUGGGGGUGGCUGAUCCGAAGACUGCUGUAUGUAUAUAUGAAGUUUUGUUUGCAAACCUUGC
Molecule: messenger RNA, 3255 nt
Organism: Aspergillus saccharolyticus JOP 1030-1
Lineage: Eukaryota; Fungi; Ascomycota; Eurotiomycetes; Eurotiales; Aspergillaceae
Product: putative protein kinase Scy1
Exons: 2
Coding region: 280-3051 (923 amino acids)
Biological process (GO): protein phosphorylation
Molecular function (GO): ATP binding; protein kinase activity
Source: RefSeq, a predicted model, not a curated record